Closterium sp. Naga37s-1 is the source of this 2210-nucleotide messenger RNA. The record is from the annotation of a GenBank genome assembly. Lineage: Eukaryota; Viridiplantae; Streptophyta; Zygnematophyceae; Desmidiales; Closteriaceae.
AUGAACGUGAUAGCGACGAAUGAUAUGGAUGAGAUCUAUGAGGAUCCUGAGUAUGGUGAAAUGGGAGAAUUGGAGAAGUUAUCGACUAAGGUUGAUGAGAGUGAGGACACGGAUGAUACGGCAGCGAGUGUGGAGGCAGCAGUGAAGCAGAAAGAGGAGAUAGUCGCCAUGGAGGCAGCAGCAGUGAAUGGUGGAGAUGGAGUUGGUGUCAACACUUUUGCAGCAGCGAUCGUGGUUGAAGAUGAAGCAGUAAAUGAGAAGUAUAUGGGAGUUGAAGCUGUGAAAGGGGACAUCCUGGGCGAGGAGGCGCGCGCGCUGGCAGAGCGCAAGGCCCUGGCGAAGAAGGACCAGCUCUGCGACCUCAGCGCUGCUCUCGCUGUGCUCGCCUCCAGCUCGUCGGUGGCAAAGGAGCGAGCUGACUUCCUGCGCCUCGUGAACAAAGAGAUCGAGCUGUACAACAGCAUGGUGCAGCAGCACGGCACAGAGGGUGCGGAGGAGCUGCGGGUGGCGUAUGCGGCAGCGAGGGAGGCGAGUGAGAAGGAGGCAAGCGAGGCCGCUGCUUCUGACGUGUCUGACGCACUCAUCUCCAAGGUGGACUCAAUGCUGCACAAGCUAGAGAAGGAACUGGACAGUGCAGACGCCAAAAUAGGCAAGCGACUCAAGACACUUGACACUGACUAUGACGGCAAGGUGAGCCCAGAGGAGGUGGGGGCGGCAGCAGCGCUACUGAGGGACAGCCUGGGGCAGGAGGGGCUGGAGGAGCUCAUCAGCAACCUCGCCAAGGACGCAGACGGAAAGAUUUUGGUGGAGGAUAUAGUGAAGCUUGGGGCACAUGCGCAGGUUUCCAUGGAUAGAGAUGAUGACGUGGACAGUAAAGUGCAGGGGGGCAUCAAGGGCGGCACUGGCAGCAGCAGUGGCACCGAUCGCCAAGCGGCUGCGCGAGCCUGUCUAGCAGCUGGUCGGAGCUUCGCUGGCCGCGAGCUCCGCCUGCGCCACUCCCCGCUCACCUGCAAGCCCGCGCAACGGCCGUUCAGAAUGCGCGUGAGCGCGGCGUCGGCGGAAGCGGAGGCGGCGGCAGCAGAGGCGGGGAAGUUCAUUCCCGCCGCGCCCAUCCUGCUGCCCGAAGGGCCGUGGAAAGAGGUGGAGGGCGGGGUGGUGGCGGCGAAGGGCUUCAAGGCGUACGGCAAGUACGCGGCGCUCAGAGCAGCAGGGCAGAAGCCGGACCUGGCGCUCGUGCUCGCGGACAGCGACGCCACCGUUGCAGCGACGUUCACUCAGAACGUGGUGGCGGCAGCGCCAGUGCUCUACUGCAAGAAGGCGCUGCAGGGGACCAGCACGGCUCGAGCAGUGAUAGCCAAUGCAGGGCAGGCCAACGCAGCGACGGGAGAUGCUGGCUAUGCGGACACCGUCGAGUGCGCUGAGUCCCUGGCCAAGCUGCUGGGUGUGUCAGCAGAGUCGGUGCUGGUGCAGUCGACGGGGGUCAUCGGGCAGCGCAUCAAAAAGGCUCCUCUUAUCGACGCUCUCCCCUCUCUCGUUGAUGCUGCCUCGUCCACCCCUGAAGCCGGGCUGGCAGCAGCAGUGGCCAUCACAACCACGGACCUGGUUAGCAAGAGCGUGGCCAUCGAGACGCAGAUUGGCUCAACAACAGUGCGAUUGGGCGGCAUGGCCAAGGGGUCCGGCAUGAUCCACCCCAAUAUGGCCACCAUGCUCGGGGUGGUGACAUGUGACGCAGCAGUGGUGCCUGAUCUGUGGAAGCAUGUGGUGCUCACAGCCGUGCAGCGCAGCUUCAACCAGAUCACCGUGGAUGGGGACACGAGCACCAACGACUGUGUGAUAGCGCUGGCGAGCGGCAAGGCAGGGGGGCCUGUGAUAGCAGACAGUGCAUCGGAGGAGGGCAGGCAGCUGCAGGCUGCCAUGGACGCGGUGUGUCAAGGGUUGGCCAAGGCCAUCGCAUGGGAUGGGGAGGGCGCCACUUGCCUCAUCGAGGUGCAUGUAUCAGGAGCGAAGACGGAGGCGGAUGCAGCAGUGGUGGCGCGCUCGGUGGCAGCAUCAUCCCUUGCCAAGGCGGCAGUGUACGGGCGCGACCCCAACUGGGGGCGCAUAGCGUGUGCAGCGGGGUACGCAGGCGUGCCCUUUGACCCCACGGCGCUUCGCAUUGCCCUGGGUGACAUUCUGCUCAUGGACAAGGGGCAGCCGCUGCCGUUCGACAG